AUCUGGCAACCCUUUACAGCACUCUUUAUAUGGCUACUGAAACUUUACAUGGGCCUUGUGGAAGGAAAAAGCUCUCUUUUAUUCUUUUCAUUCCGUAUCAGCAGUCGCUUGUUACAAAAGAAACCUAAGUGGCUAUGGAGGAGAAAAGGAAAGCCGAGAGCUUGGUAAAGCACACAGGCGGCUGCCACUGCGGCGCGAUCCGCUUUGAGGUGUGGAAUGCUGCUGAUUUGCACGUCUUUGAUUGCAAUUGCAGUAUUUGUACCAAGAAACAGAACCGCCAUUUUAUUGUUCCCAAGGCCCACUUUACGUUGCUUCAGGGCUCAGAGAACAUAACCACGUACACCUUCAACACACACACAGCCAAGCACACCUUUUGCAAGAUAUGCGGCGUGCAGAGUUUCUACACCCCUCGAUCCAAUCCUGACGGCUUUGGUGUGGCUCCGCAUUGCCUGGAUCCUGGAACCGUAAAGAGUGUGACUGUUGAACGGUUCUGUGGUGAGAACUGGGAGGAGAGCAUGCAGAAACACACCACUAUCAGGAAUAUGUCCAAGCCUAAAGAAGAAGCCAAAUAAGCACAAAUACACAAAUAUGACCUUUAAAAUAAAUAUAUAUUAACGUGAUCAACGACAGGCUUCACUUAAGGAAUGGUUCAGAAAGCAGAGGUGUAGAAUGGGAUCCUUUCUGAGUUAAUACAGGUGUCUUAAAGCACAGCUGGAAUACAGAUCCUGUGUAUUAAAUUGCGGUAUUACUCACACCGUGUACUUGGAAAGUAAACGCCCUUAAAUCCAGAGAAAUAUUAUUGCAUUAUCAGCAGCAUCACAAAACACCAGUUGGUCCAAAGUUCAUCUGAACUUGUUUAUUCUUAAAUCUUAACAUUUGAAAGAAAUAACAUUGACACAAACUAUUUACAAAGUGUAUUCAGCUAACAAGUUGGUACAGUACACAAAGUCUUGUCCAAAGCAGAUUAAAAACACUGAACGUGCACUUUAUUAGGAACAUCUGCGUAUUUUAUACGGUCAAUCGUUCAAUCACAUGGCAUUAGAGCGAUGCAUAAAAUCCUACAGAUGAAGGUUAAGAGCUUCAGGUCAUUUUCCACUUCAGGGAAGAAUAAAGAAAAUUCUGAUUUCUGUGACUGUGUGGUUGUUGGUGCCAGAUGAGCUGGUUUCCGAAACUGCUGACCUCCUGGGAUUUUGACACACAGCAGUCUGUGGAGUUUACACAGUAAAAGUCCUGUGAAUCGUGUGUGCAUGACAUUUUUGCAUUGCUCUGAUGCCACAUUCUUGGCUGAGGUAUACCGGUGUUCCUAAUAAAAUGCACAGCCUAUACACGUGUAUAUGGCCUUCUACUUGAACAGGUUAUAUAGUGUUGAACAUUUUAAAGCCCAGGAAGAACGGAACUGUAAAAGUGACGUGGCGUUAAAAAGAAAUAAACAAAACACAGAAUAUAAAAAAAUAAGAAUUUCAGUAGCUUGUGCGUGUAGGACUUUCUUAUUAGAACGAAAUAGUAAAUAAAACAAAAUCAGUGCUUUAGUUUGGAAAGUGUACUUCAAUUAGAGCUCGUUCCCUUUAGUAGAAUCUCACGUCGUUUUUCUCCACGGGCACGGCUCGGAAGGUGUUGACGAACAUGUAGCGUGAGAACAGAAUGUAGAGGUGUCUGAACCAGAGGAGCUGCGAGCGGUGAUGAAACAUGGCCUCCUGAUCGAGGAAGAGAGAUAGGAAUUAAUACAUAACAGGCUUACAGGUUUCAGCAUGCACAGGUUAGAAGUAUAAAACCAAAUGUGUUGUGAAACAAUUGUGUUGAGAAUGCUAGAUGGGCACACACACACACACAACUGCCAGGACUAAACAACGAACCAUCUACAUAAUACUGAUAAGUUUCCUUUAGCACAGCCUGUGAGAUUGAACCUUUGUGCAGGGUAAAUGGCUGUUAAUAAUUACAAACCUUAUGACUAAGAGUUUAACAUGCUAGAAAGUUCCAGGAGUUCACUUUCCUUUCCAACAUCGUGUACAUAACCCCGAUAAUGGCUUCUAGGCCGUUUACUGGGUUUGCUUUUCAGACUUUCAGGCUUUUAAUCUCCUCAGAAAAGCAGAGAGACGAAGCUAUAAAAAGCUUCCUGGAAGCUGGUUAAAAAGAUGAGUAAAACUUCAUCAGGAACAGUUUUCAUUUGUCUUAUACUUAAUUGCAUAAUUCCAUAUGCAUUCUUUCAUAGUUUUAAUAAUUAUUAUUCUAGAAGAAGAUAGUACAAAAUGAAGACAACUUUAUUAGGUGCACCUAAGCCAAGCACGGUGCAAAACAUCGUGCGGAUAGAGGUCAAGAGUUUCUGUUAAAGUUCAUCAAAAUAAAGAAAACUUUCUCUGGGACUUUAACCGUGUCUUAGUUGUCAGUACCAGAUGGUUUGAGUAUUUCAAAAAACUGCUGAUCUCCUGGGAUUUUCACAUACAGCAGUCAGUUUAUACAGAACGAUGCAAAAGCGGCCAGAAUGGCCAGAUUGGUUUGAGCUGCCUGGAAGGACAAAGUAACUCGAAUAAUCCCACAGCCCAUCUGGUACCAACAACCCUGUCAUAAUCCAGACAGCUCACACUUUUUCCCAUGUUCUGAAGUUUAAUGUGAGCAUUACCCGACAUGUAUUGAUUCCUGUAUGACUGAUUGAUUCGUGAAUGUACAAGGUGUAUAUGUGUUCCUAAUAAAGUGGAUGGUGAGUGUACAUCGUAAUAAAGAAACCAAAAAUAGUUCCAUGUCUUCUAUGUAGCAUAUUUAGAAAGCUCACCUUAGC
Hemibagrus wyckioides is the source of this 2773-nucleotide messenger RNA. RefSeq names its product centromere protein V (gene cenpv). The transcript has 5 exons. Gene Ontology annotation, molecular function: carbon-sulfur lyase activity. The record is from RefSeq and is a predicted model, not a curated record. NCBI's taxonomy places the organism in Eukaryota, Metazoa, Chordata, Actinopteri, Siluriformes, Bagridae. Bases 135 to 572 code for a protein of 145 amino acids.